Molecule: messenger RNA, 1839 nt
Organism: Patiria miniata (bat star)
Lineage: Eukaryota; Metazoa; Echinodermata; Asteroidea; Valvatida; Asterinidae
Product: 28S ribosomal protein S28, mitochondrial-like
Exons: 2
Coding region: 27-626 (199 amino acids)
Cellular component (GO): mitochondrial small ribosomal subunit
Source: RefSeq, a predicted model, not a curated record
GCCUGCUGGGUUGACGGGCAAACAAAAUGGCGGCGCCCAUGCAGCUCGGUGUGCGCUUUUUCAGACUGGCAAGAAAUCUCGCAAAAAUUCGAGCAAGUCGUUGGCAGGAUACCUCCAGAGUCACUUUUUGUGAUACAUCAGGUGUUAAGAAUGGCUCGGAGACAAAUGAUCCGGACCAAAAUGAUGAAACUACUGAGCUUCAAGCAGAAGAAGUUCGACCCAAACUAACCGGUUUCGCACGCGCAUUUGUAAAGCAUUCAACAGUGCAGCAACCUGAUCUUCCCGAAAUAGAUGCAACGUCAGACACUCCCAAAAGCUUCGCUUCUCUCCUGAGACAUUCAUCCCACGUCCACAUCGGCAACGCCAAGGGUCAGAUCGUCAUUGGGAAGAUAUUUCAUAUCGUUGACGACGAUCUUUACAUUGAUUUUGGUGGGAAAUUCCAUUGUGUGUGCAAGAGGCCAGAACAGGAUCCUGAGAAGUAUCAUCGUGGUGCCAAGGUCCGACUCCGAUUGCGAGACAUUGAGCUGACGGAUCACUUCAUUGGUGCAGCAAGGGACCUCAGCUUACUGGAGGCUGACGCUGAUCUAUUAGGACUUGCCAAACCUCACGCGCAAAGUGCAUCUUGACUGAUCAACCAUGGAUUCUCUAGAUCUAAGGAGUGAGGCUGCAAGGGGUCUUGAAGAAAAGACUGCUUUUGAAAAUUGGACUGGGCAGUAGCCAUUUUCAGAGCACUUCCACUCUGUAGUUUAAUAGGGCCAUUAAGCAGCAUGGCUUAUUUCGGUUUCAAACUACUGUAUCUCAGUUGAAAGCUUUAGACAUCCCUCAUGAUGUAUGAUCAUGAGCCAUAACCUAAAGCUUUAAAGCCUUCCAAAUUCCAUACAAUCCGCUGGGAAAUUCUGGAGGAAUUUGCAGGAUUAAGUAAGGUUGAGUUCUCUUUCAUGGCCAUUGAUGCGCCUUGAAAUAAUUUAUAACUAAAAAAUGUGUCUCUGGGUUCUUGCGCAUCAAUAGAGGAUUCUGGAUGCCAUUUAAACGAUAUAAAUUUUAAAUCUUACUAUGGUAAUUUUCUAUGAAAUUUCCCAAUGUCAUGCAUAUGUGAUGUGUUAUCAUGUAAAACCAUUUUAGCCUGUGCACAGCUUCAACUUGAGGAACAGCCAAAAAAUAACAGCACUGAUUUUUCCCCGUCUGUUUUACUAAACAAACUUUUAAAAUUGAUGUCAAAAACAUUUCAUAGUUUGGUUUAGAUUUUCGUGUAGCAUGUAACCAAACAAAGAAUUUUUGUUUUGAAAAAGUGAAUAUUUCAAAGACUCAAUUGGUGCCAAUACAUGUGUACUGUUUCUGUCUGCAUCUGUAUACAUUUCCACAAGCAGUGGUGCCCCAGGGUGGGGAGAUGGUGAUCCCAGGGGAUAAUUGACAGGUUUACAACAGUCUUGCUUCAAGACGUGUUUCGUGAAUGCAUUUAAUGUUGUUCCCCAAGACCCCAACUUCUCCGUCUCCUACAGGCAUCUCUAAACCACGAUUUGUUAGCUCACAGCUAGCUAGCUGUGUGAAUGUAUUGCCUAAUGUUACAGCGCCCUCAUGCGUCAAGAAACAGCAUAUAAAAACAUCCCAGUCUAGUUUACGUUGACAAAAAAAAAACACCGUCCCAUUCUCCAUGUGUCUGUUUUCUUGGCGUGACAAUUAUGUUAAUUUUGACAAGUUGGCGAGCAUUGAAAAGAAGCUCAAUACAUGUACACGUUUUAGCACAUACUUUUAGAGAAACAUGACACUUUUUCUAGAUAAUGUAUUACUUAUUCAUGCAGUUUUUCAUGGAAAUAAAAACUUAUUCAACGAUGCUCCAAA